Molecule: messenger RNA, 1816 nt
Organism: Oryzias latipes (Japanese medaka)
Lineage: Eukaryota; Metazoa; Chordata; Actinopteri; Beloniformes; Adrianichthyidae
Gene: rxrgb
Product: retinoid X receptor, gamma b
Biological process (GO): regulation of DNA-templated transcription
Cellular component (GO): nucleus
Molecular function (GO): zinc ion binding; sequence-specific DNA binding; nuclear steroid receptor activity
Source: RefSeq, a predicted model, not a curated record
AUUGGGAGUAGAAGCCCUGUUCCGCCGCCCCCUCCCUCGCGGGGCCCCCGCGCGCUCAGCCGCCCGCCUCGCGGAGUUCAGUCGGGCUGGGAGAGGAAUGCGCUGGGAUGCGGAGCUGCGCCGUCCGUAGGAAAUCCGCGCAAAAACCCCGCACACUAUGGACAGCAGUGAUCCAUACUUGCACCUGAACUCUUCAGGGCCGAUGAGUGCAGCGCACGCACAUCCUCCUCCCCCUCCUAUGGGUGGCAUGGUGGGCCACCCAUCGGUCAUCAGCACCUCCAGGCCGAUCCAGUCCCCCAUGUCCAGCUUGGGCCUGCCGAUGAACGGGCUGGCCUCUCCGUAUCCCGUCAUCACGUCGUCUCUGGGAUCGCCCUCUGUGUCGCUGCAGUCCACCCCCAGCAUGAACUUCCGACAGCUCAGCAGUCCACAGAUGAACUCUAUGAACAGUGUCAGCAGCUCCGAGGACAUCAAGCCUCCGCCGGGCCUGCAGAACCUGGGGAACAUCAACUACCAGUGUACCAGCCCGGGGGGGAUGUCAAAGCACAUCUGCGCCAUUUGUGGGGAUCGCUCCUCAGGGAAGCACUACGGCGUGUACAGCUGCGAAGGCUGCAAAGGCUUCUUCAAGAGGACCGUCCGCAAAGAUCUCACCUACACGUGUCGAGACAGCAAGGAGUGCCUCAUCGACAAGCGCCAGCGGAACCGCUGUCAGUACUGUCGCUACCAGAAGUGCCUGGCUAUGGGCAUGAAGAGAGAAGCGGUGCAGGAAGAAAGGCAGCGUGGGAAGGAGCGUGGGGAGAACGAGGUUGAGUCGACCUGCAGUUUCAACGAGGAGAUGCCCGUGGACAAGAUCCUGGAUGCCGAGCUGGCUGUGGAGCCCAAAACAGAGACGUACAGCGACAGCAGUCCCGGGAACUCGACCAACGACCCCGUCACCAAUAUCUGCCAGGCAGCUGACAAGCAGCUCUUCACCUUGGUGGAGUGGGCCAAAAGGAUCCCGCACUUCUCUGAUCUCCCCCUGGAUGACCAGGUCAUCUUACUACGAGCAGGCUGGAACGAGCUGCUCAUCGCCUCUUUCUCACAUCGCUCGGUCACAGUUAAGGACGGCAUCCUGCUGGCUACGGGGCUCCACGUCCACAGGAGCAGCGCCCACAGCGCCGGAGUCGGAUCCAUCUUUGACAGGGUUCUGACAGAGUUGGUUUCAAAAAUGAAAGACAUGCAGAUGGAUAAGACGGAGCUCGGCUGCCUGCGAGCGAUCGUCCUCUUCAACCCAGAUGCAAAAGGGUUGUCCAACCCAUCAGAGGUGGAGGCGCUAAGGGAAAAGGUUUAUGCCUCGUUGGAGGCGUAUACAAAACAGAAGUACCCAGACCAGCCGGGCAGGUUUGCCAAACUGCUGCUGCGGCUGCCCGCCCUCCGCUCCAUCGGCCUCAAGUGUCUGGAGCAUCUGUUCUUCUUCAAGCUAAUCGGUGACACGCCUAUCGACACCUUCCUGAUGGAGAUGCUGGAAGCCCCACAUCAGAUCACAUGACACGAGUCCUGCCCGCCCCCCUUGUAUAUAAUCCUACACUGUGAGCAUUUGAAGAUGGAGACCGUUUGAAAUUGUAAAGCAAAUUAUUUUGUACCAAGUAAAAUGUGUGUAAUAAAGAAACCCGUUGUGGCCGUGGGGACAGUGUUCUGUGGAAGCAAAUUGUUUUAGAGCUGUUAACAGAUUUUGUAAAUAGGUGAUUUCAGGUUUUAAAAGCAAGCCGAAGAUAUUUCAAUUAAGGAAUAAAAAAAGGAAUCAUAUUUUAUUCAAAGAAAAAUGUGUAAAAACAAAAAA